Nerophis ophidion (straightnose pipefish) is the source of this 6400-nucleotide messenger RNA. RefSeq names its product nyctalopin (gene nyx). NCBI's taxonomy places the organism in Eukaryota, Metazoa, Chordata, Actinopteri, Syngnathiformes, Syngnathidae. Gene Ontology annotation, cellular component: plasma membrane. Gene Ontology annotation, molecular function: protein binding. The transcript has 5 exons. The record is from RefSeq and is a predicted model, not a curated record. Bases 3890 to 5302 code for a protein of 470 amino acids.
GGCUCAUAUCAUGCCACUCAAGAUAUAGCAAGACAUUUUGGAUAUAAUUUUAACGACUAUAGUUUACAGCUUAUGAAAACCUUAAAUUGAAAAUUCAGAUUUUUUUCCUAAAACUAAACCAAGUGGUAUAUCUCACUUUAUGUAAUGAGAGUUACAUUAGUUUCACAUUUGAAGUUGAAUUGUUGAAAUGGACUUUUACAAUACCUUUUAGUUUUACCUAUAUCCCAUCAACCUGACCUAUUUGCCUUCCAUGUUGAACUUGCGGUGUUUUAGGCAGCAAAUCCACAUUGCUUUCAGAUUGACCUAAUUUUGAAAGUUUUAGUGGGGGGAUUGUCACAUGGUCCUUUUAUAAUGCCCUCAUAACUCCAUUAAAUGUGUCAUACGGACAUGUAGUGAUGGGCCAGACCAAACUGUAGCCUCUAUGUAUAAAGAAACACAAGGAGUGGUACAGUAAACUGACUUUUCAGUUGAAGUCACUGAGCAAAAAAAAAAAAAACAUUAGUAUGCUGCAUUUGCCAUCGGUAUUUGUCGCUAUCAUCGAUCUAAAUGGAAUUGAGAAAAGUUCUGAGGUGUGGGAUUAUUUCUACUUUUAAAGUGCCCAAUAUGGUAAAUGCUUUUUCAGGUUGGCUCAUUGACCUAAGUUGCUGGUUUCAUAUUCCUUUCUACAUAGCUUUUUGUUAGAAAAUACUUUUAUUUUAUUUGCUGGUCAAAUGUACCUGCGUACUAGUCAUCCAAAUGUAUCAUUCAAUUCGCAUCUUGUAGUGGAUGGAUUAUCUUGACAAAACAUACUAACCAAUUCAGACAGAUUUGUCAACAAUUUUAGAGCUAAAUAAGCAUUUUUAUCUACAUAGAAAAUGGAGGUCUGGAGAAGUUCAGCUCUAGAAAGAAUGGAGUAAAAAGUGUUUGUGUAGUGUACAUUAGUUUAUCCUUGUUUAAAUUGUCUUGAAUAUUGUAAAUUUUACCUCUUAACUUUUUUUCUAUUACUUUUUCCUUUUAAGGCGGACUUUAGCAGCGUUAUGAGAGAAAAAUGCACUUAAAUCAAAAGUUUUAGUAUUUUAAUAUGACAAAGUCGUAACGUUGCGAAAAAGUACUUUGUAGUCAUGGAAAAGGUAUCUUAUGAGAAACAGUCCAAUUUUAUGCCAAGUUGAGGAAUAUUUGUUACAAGUAAAGUAAAAAGGACGUACUGUAUGCCAAAAGCAACACCACAAAGUCUGUAUUAGAAGAAUAAAGUAUUGGUACAAGAAAGUCAAUGAUAGCAAAGUCACUUUUACAAAGAAUAUUUUGUACGAGAAUUGUCAAAUUACUCAAAAGUCACAAAUGUUACACGUGUGUUUUUUUAUUUAAAUUUCAAAUAUUAUUCACAUAUCAGAAAAAACUCAUGUUAAAAUUUUUUGGGGCAACAAUAGCCAUAUGGGAAAAAUAUCAGGAAAAACUUGUGUAACAAAACACUUUUGACAAGAAUAGGAAUAUUAUAGGAAAGAAACAUGUUACAUUAAGCCACUUGUAUAGAAAUUAAGCAAUCCUAUAGAAGAGUCCAUUAUGAUUUUUUUGUCAAUGUUUAAGAUUUUGUAAUUUCUGACAAGGUGCAAUACAAAAAUACUCAUGGGAAUUAGAGGGGGAAAAUGCUUGAUUUUGUGAGAUUGUUUUAAAAGUCAACAUGGUCAGUACUUGGAAAAAUGUUGCAAUAUUUAAUUAUGGCUGUAGCUGUAGUAAUAUUACAAAACCAUUGAAGUUGGCACAUUUGUGUAAAUGAUAAAUAACAAUACAAUGAGUUGCAAAUCCUUUUAAACUUUUCAAGACUGCAAAGACAAGAUACUUAACGUUCGAACUGGUAAACUUUAUUUUUUGCAAAUAUUAGCCAAUUUAGAAUUUGAUGCCUGCAACAUGUUUCAAAACAGGCGGCACAAGUGGCAAAAAAUACUGAAAAAGUUGAGCAAUGCUUAUUAAAUAGUUAAUUGAACUAUCCCACAGGUGAACAGGCUAAUUGGGAACAGGCGGGUGCUAUAAAUAAGUAAAAAAGCAGCUUCCAUGAAAUGCUCAGUCAUUCACAAACAAUGAUGGGGUGAGAGUCACCACUUUGUGAACAAAUGUGUGAGCAAAUUGUCCAACAGUUGAACAUUUCUCAACGUGCUAUUGCAAGGAAUUUAGGGAUUUCACCAUCUACAGUCCACAAUAUCAUCAGAAGGUUCAGAGAAUCUGAGGAGAUCACUGCACGUAAGCGUAAAGGCUGAAAACCAACAUUGAAUGCCCGUAACGUUCAAUCACUAAGACGCUACUGCAUUAAAAAGCGCCAUCAGUGUGUAAAGGAUAUCACCACAUGGGCUCAGGAACACUUCAGAAAACCACUGUCGGUAACUACAGUUAGUCACUACAUCUGUUAGUGUUAGGUAAAACUAUGCAAAGCGAAAGCCAUUAAUCAACACCCAGAAAUGUUGCCGCCUUCGAUGGGCCCGAGCUCAUCUAAGAUUCACUGAUGCAAAGUGGAAAAGUGUUCUGUGGCCUGUCGAGUCCACAUUUCAAAUAGUUUUUGGAAACUGGAUGUUGUCUUUCGGACCCAAGAGGAAAAGAACCAUCCGGACUGUUUUAGGCGCAAAGUUAAAAAGCUAGCAUCUGUGAUGAUAUGGGGGUGUAUUAGUGCAAGGCAUGGGUAACUUACACAUCUGUGAAGGCACCAUUAAUGCUGAAAGGUACAUACAGGUUUUGAAGCAACAUAUGUUGCCAUCCAAGCAAUGUGUGAAGGCACCAUUAAUGCUGAAAGGUACAUACAGGUUUUGAAGCAACAUAUGUUGCCAUCCAAGCAAUGUCUUUUUCAUAGCUGCCCAUUCUUAUUUCAGCAAGACAAUGCCAAACCUCAUUCUGCACGUGUUACAAACAGCGUGGCUUUGUAGUAAGAGUGCAGGUACUGGAUUGGCCUGCCUGUCGAGUGAGUACCUGUCUGACAUUGAAAAUGUGUGACGCAAUAUGAAGCGUAAAAUACGACAGCGGAGACCCCAGACUGUUGAACAACUUAGGCUGUACAUCAAGCAAGAAUGGGAAAGAAUUCCACUUCAAAUAUUGGUGGUCUCAGUUCCCAAAUGUUUACUGACUGCUUUUAAAAGGAAAGGCCAUGUAACACAGUGGUAAAAAUGCCUCUGUGCCAUUUUUUUUUUUUUUUUUACAAUGUGUUGCUACCAUUCAGUUCUAAGUUAAUGACUACUUGCAAAAAAAAAAAAUGUUUCUCAGUUUGAACAGACAACGCUUAUUUUGAGAUUAGUUCCUUUACAACUCUUGUGGCCAUAUUUCAGACUGUUUAAAAAAUAAAAUUCUCUUGCGAAAAAAAAAAAAAAGGACAUGAAAAGGUCAUGUGUUGCCCUGACAAGUAAGUUGUAAUAUUGAAAGUGGUACUGUUACAAAAAUAAACCUACAUUUACAAGAAAUUUCCUAUUGCAGCAACAAAAAUGUUUACUGCAAGUACUUGUGAGUUUGUAACACUUUCAUUAUUGGGACAUUUUUACUUAUGCAGACAUUUUACCACAUCCACACAAGAAAUUGUGUGUGUGUUUCUAAGUUAAAGCUCUGCCUCGCUAAUCCCGCCAACCUUUCAUCUCCAUCUCUAGGGGAUUUGACUUCCAUUAAGAGAUGGCUUUUUGCUGGGUUUGUGUGUGAGUGACAAAACACGCACACACACACACACGAGGGCAAAGAGUGGGUGGGUCAAAUGUUGAAAGACUUUCAAGUAAAAUGGAUGUGAAGCCAACCAGUGAAGUUUGAGGGUGAACAACAUGGACACACGUAUGGGCAUUUGGACUGGGACUUCUCAUCAUCAUUACAGCACACAUGGAUGCAACAUUCUGGAAAGUUCCACAGAGCUGCGUUAAUCCCGGCAUGUCCCAGAUGAGAGACAAGAGUAAUGACGGCCAUCGCUUUCACGGUCUGGUUGCUGUGCCUGCUACCUGCUGCGGCGCUGUCUCGCUGGGCAUGCGUGCGGGCGUGUCCCCGGUCCUGCUCCUGCACGCAGGAGAAGAGCUGCAGCGUCCUAUGCGACCGCUCCGGUCUCGCUGAGCUGCCCAGAGAGUUCCCCUGCGAGGCGUCGGCCAUCAACCUGGACAAGAACAGCCUCAAGUUCCUAUCGGAGAAGGCCUUCGGUACCCUGCCGUCCCUCAAGUUUCUCUCUCUGGACCACAACAACAUCUCCUUCAUCACACCUGGAGCCUUCAAGGGCUUAGCCAACCUGGUGGAGCUGAAGAUGGCGCACAACGAGUACAUCAGCUACCUUCACACCCGCACCUUCACCGGACUGAAGAAGCUGGUGCGCCUGGACCUCUCCGACUGCAACCUUUUCAACAUCCCAGACCGCAUCUUCAUCGAGCAGACGGCGCUCAAGGAGCUGCUCUGUUUCCAAAAUAAGUUCCGCAGGAUCCCCGGAGCAUUCCGAGGCAUGGAAAACUUAACCCACAUCUACCUGGAGAGGAGCAAGAUUGAGGCGGUGGCCUACAACUCUCUGCUGGGCCUGGGCAGUCUGAAAUACCUGAACCUCCAAGAGAACCGUAUCAACGUCAUCCACGACCAGGCCUUCCAGGACCUGGUGCGCCUGGAGAACUUUUACCUCAACGACAACCAGCUGUCCGACUUGCCGCGGCAGGCCUUCAAGGGCCUGAGCCGCCUCAAGAUGCUCAACCUGGGCGGGAACCGGCUGACCAACGUGUCCAAGACCUGGUUCAGCGACCUGGUGGAGCUGGAGAUCCUCUACCUGGACCGGAACCAGCUGCUCUACAUCGAGGAGGGCACCUUCGAGAACCUGACCAGCCUGAUCACGCUGCACCUGAACAGCAACAACCUCACCACUCUCCCCUUCCCGGUUUUCCAGCCCGUCUACUUCCUGGGCCGCCUCUACCUCUUCAAGAACCCCUGGGAGUGCCAGUGCUCCCUGGAGUGGCUCAAGGACUGGAUGGAGAACUACAAGCUGGUGCGGGACAUCCCCUGCUCGGCGCCCUCCUCCGUCGCCGGGUUGGAUCUGGGCCAGGUGGUCUUUACUAAGGUGAACGGUACCUGCGUGGACCCGGCGGACCUAAACCUGACCACGGUGUCUUCGGAGGUGACGCCCACCACGGAGAACCGCUUCAACAGCCUCCUGUCCAAGCUGCUGCAGCAGGAGCACCGCGACGAGAUGGGGAACUGGACGGAGGGCGCUCGCAACGGGACGCUGGCGAACCCCGUAGAGGGACAGCUGUCGGCGGGGACAGACCGGCGUUGCUGUCCAAGAAGGUGGUCUCUCGCGGCAUGGCUCAUCUUCUGGGCCGGAGCGGGACUUUCUUGUACGUAAGUUUCCCUGACGGAGUAGCUUCGAAGCGUCCAUUUUGUUAACGUCCUGGCCUAAGCGUUCUUUGUCACUGACAGAUGUUCUCUCACUCGCUGUUCUUUCCUGCACUCUCUCUCUCUCUCUCUCUCUCUCUCUCUCUCGCCGUUAAUCUUCUUACAUCAUGUGAGUCCCCCUCCCACUUGAUGAAGGCGGGGGCUGUGGGGGUGCGAUUGACAUAUGCCAGACUGUGGAUUUGGGGGAUUCCUGCACUCUGACGCCGUCCGCGUGUCACUUCGUAGUCUUGAUGCUGCUGUGGUCGCCUCGAAUAUUUUUUUAAAUAAUGGCAAUAAAAAGCAAAAAAAAACAAAAAAACAAAAUGUUUCCUUUUCCUCGCCUCAAUCGAGGAGUGGAGUUGAUGUUUAGCGAGGGACUAUGGCCUGAGAUCAUCGUCUAGCAACUUUUCCACAUGGUAAAUGCUGCAGGUUUCACUGCACGUCUUGAAGACACUUUCUCCUGCAGCGCCUCACAUGCUGCAUGCUGGAUUUUAAAUAUAUUGCAACACAAAAACAAAAAUCAAAAUCCCUGAUUUAAAGCUGCGAGGAUUAGGAGCGACAAAACACUCCGACUGAUUGGAACCUGUCUUUUAUGUCCAAAAUUGGAAUAUUUGUUUUAGUCCUGUCAAACAUUCAUCUUUAUCAACUCGUUAAGCAGGCUUCUGCAUUGUGACCAAUCACCUGCUUGCAUCGUUUAGAUCAGGGGUCGGCAACCCGCGGCUCUUUGUUCACUCUGAUGUGGCUCAGCUGCAUAAUCGCCAACCCCCCUGAUUGUUUUGGGGGGGGGUUCCGUAUUUUGGUGCCUCUCCCAGACAUCACCCGGGGUUAACAUUCUCAGAUUUUCACGAUAUAGAGGGCGUGCCGCGAUGGCUUUACUUUUACAGUCCUCUACGACAUGUCAUCGCGCCCGCCUUUACACAGCGCUAUCUGCGUGCCGGCCGGAUGCGUGCAUUUUGCUGCUUCUAUCGUCACACGUACAAGAUUGCAAGGCAUACUUUGUCAACAGCCAUACGGGUUACACUGAAGGUUGUGAUAUAAACAACUUUAACACUCUUACUAAUAUGCGCCA